CAAGUUGUUACAUACGUGACGCUACGACCUGAAAGAAUGCACUCAGACAGCUCUGAUCUAUCGCUCUCAGCCAGUGGCUCACAACUGCUAGCCGUACCACCGCUCUCAUCGAUAGGGACUGGCGACGACGACCUAUCUGUUUCUGAGCUUUCGUUGUCGGAUCGGACUGUCACGUUUCUAAAGAGCAACCCUCCUCCAACACCAACUCGAGAAGAGGCUCUAGAAGAGGAAGAUGUAGAAUCGAAACGAGCAUCGGGUAGAACGCGAGAAAAUAAGCUUCAAAACGACCUCUUCAUCUUGAAGAAUUUGAAUGCGUCGAUGACCUUGUUCAACGAAGCACUCGACAGUACUGGGUCUGCCAAUGAGCGCAUAGCUCAACAGUUGGCACAGACAGACCUGCUACUGAAUAAAUACAUCAAGACACUAUCUCGAACAGAGGAUUUCGCUCGUCUCAUAUUCGACGAUGAAUGGCAUGGCGCUGACGCAGACGAAGAGAUUAUAAUGCAAGAACGGAGGGAAGCAGAAGAAAAGGCACGUCAGGAGGCUGAGGAACGCGUCCUGGCUACUCGACGUGAGCGUGAACGUUUGGAGAGGGAAGCACAAACUCGGCACCAGCAGGAGGAGAAGGAGCGCCUUGAACGCGAGAGAACAGAACGGCUCGCUGCAAGAGGCGGCAUCCGUGGAGUCCGUGGUACGCGUGCAUCGAUGCGCGGUAUGAGGGGCGCCGUCGUUGCGACGAGAGAAGCUCCAACAACGGCUCGUGGUCGGAUAGCAGUUCAAACGACAACGGGACGUCUCACGUCUGCUGCUGGCCGUGCUAGUGCCAUUCCUGGUCGCGGGGUGAGACGCAGCUGAUGUACUCAUGGAAUUCUUACACUGCACGUCUUUAUAAUGGAAGUACCGCUCGUAGCGGUUACCCUCUCCCAGGCCUGUUAUUUAAUGAAGCUCACUCAAUCCGAGUCAGGGAACAUCGAGGCUGCGGGAGAGUUUACUUGAAAUUCCAGGAUGUCUGUUCUUUAUUGCGAGAUGUAAAAUGUACAUGAAUAUUAAUGUGGGUUUUCAUAGAUAUAAC
Molecule: messenger RNA, 1072 nt
Organism: Guyanagaster necrorhizus
Lineage: Eukaryota; Fungi; Basidiomycota; Agaricomycetes; Agaricales; Physalacriaceae
Exons: 4
Coding region: 37-855 (272 amino acids)
Biological process (GO): mitotic cell cycle
Cellular component (GO): DASH complex; mitotic spindle
Source: RefSeq, a predicted model, not a curated record